AUGGCGUCCUUCUGCGGGUUGAUUACCCUCCUUCUGCUCUCCUGCCGCGUGCAGGCAGCUGCUGUCUUUGCCCACUUCAUGGUAACAAAUUCCCAGAACUACACGUCCGACACUUGGGAGACCGACAUCAAAUUGGCCCAGGAUGCGCACAUUGACGCUUUCGCGUUGAACAUGGCCUACGACGACGCAACAAACUCACUAGCCCUCUCACUUGCCUUUGAUGCCGCUGACGACCUCGGCUUCAAACUUUUCUUCUCAUUCGACUACGCAGGCAACGGAGCCUGGCCCAUGGACGACGUGAUUAAUCUGAUCGCCGAGUACAGCACACGCUCCUCGUACUACUUUUAUAAAGGUCAGGCUUUUGUCUCUACAUUCGAGGGUCCCAACAGUGCCGAUGAUUGGACCACGAUCAAGGCUUCGACGGACUGUUUCUUCAUCCCGGACUGGUCCUCACUCGGGGCCAAGGCUGCCGUCGCCAAGGGGGUGGUGGACGGGCUUCUGAGCUGGGCUGCCUGGCCCUGGGGCCCCCAGGAUAUGGAUACCUAUACAGAUGCCUCGUAUGUCCAGUACCUUGACGGCCUGCCCUACAUGAUGCCUGUGUCGCCGUGGUUCUUUACCAACCUACCGGGCUACGAUAAGAAUUGGAUGUGGCGCGGAGAUGAUCUCUGGCACGACCGCUGGCAGGAGGUAUUGUUCGUGCAACCCGAGUUUGUUGAAAUCUUGACGUGGAACGACUACGGCGAGUCGCACUAUAUCGGCCCUCUUUAUGAUAAUGCAAUGGCUGCGUUCUCAAUUGGGGAGGGGCCGUAUAACUAUGCGACGGAUAUGCCGCACGAUGGAUGGAGAGCUACUUUGCCCUUCUGGAUUGACAUGUAUAAAGAAGGCACGGCGGAAGUGACGGAGGAGACGAUUAUCGCCUGGUACCGGUUGAGCCCGGGGGCAGCGUGUGCCAGCGGAGGAACCAGUGGCAACACCGCCUCACAGCUGCAGAUUGAAUUCCCGCCGGACGAAAUCGCGCAGGACAAGGUGUUUUACUCGGCGGUUCUCGGGUCUUUCUCCGGGGUGAUGGUUUCCAUUGGCGGUGAUGCGGAAACCGUUGCUUGGAGCUCGGUACCGGACGACGAUAUUGGUGUUUACCACGGCAGCAUCGACCUCGCUGGCCGCACAGGGGCUGUGACCGUCUCACUGAUGCGGGACAAUGUGAUUAUUGCCACUAUCGAAGGCGAGGACAUCUCGUCGGCUUGUACCGACGGCAUCACGAACUGGAACGCUUGGGUGGGCAGCGCAACCGCCGGCGCAGUGUCAGCCAGACCAGACCUCUCUCUCUCCGAGCAGAUUUGCAUGAACGGAACCGGUGCCAACAAUUUCGAAGGGCUGUGCGAGUUCGCCUGUACUUACGGGUACUGCCCUCUGGGGGCUUGCACAUGCACUCAGAUGGGGGUCGGCUACGAGAAGCCCAAUGCAACCGGGUUGGUGGGCUACCCUAUUUCAGGCGAGGACGCCAGCUAUAGCGGGCUAUGCACUUUCGACUGUAACCUGGGCUUCUGCCCCCCAACAGCCUGUGGGACGGUCGAGGUGCCGCUGUCAACUCCAACUGUCUCGGAUUUCUCCCCGCCAGCCUGUAUCUCGGGAACCGGCGACGGCAACCUUGCAGGCCUUUGCAAUUUCGGCUGUGCUCAUGGCUUCUGUCCUAUAAAUGCUUGUACUUGCAUUGGGGAGGGUGCGUUGAACGUCAUGGACCCAACCAGCGAUGUUGUGGGUGUUGCAGCUGCUGGACUUGACGCUACUGUCUAUGGUCCAUUAUGUGCUUAUGCUUGUGAGCGUGGAUACUGCCCAUCAGGAGCCUGCGCAAACUCGAGCAGCUUUAGCUCUGGAUCUGGGUCAGGCUCUGGCUCUGGCUCUGGCUCUGGCGAUGUGUACAUUGCGCCUUCUAUCUGGACCGAGCCUGACCCCGUGGUGCAAUGUGAGCCUCCAUGCUCCCUGAUCAUGCCUCCGCUGCCGCUAGACACUCCAUCUACCAUUUCGAUCCCACCUUGGGAGACACCCAUUACCCAGAGCAUCUUGACCACACGAACUACAACGGACGGGGAUGGUUCAACGACCUCCUACCUUGGCUAUAACAUGACCACGACCACCAUAACUGUCUCCUUCCCAACAAGUGAGUCCAAUUGCCCUCGCCAUUCCACAACCCUGAGUACUGUACCUCUCCUAAGAGUCCUACUAACCCUAACUCAGCCGUCCUCACCGCAAUCCCCGUCUGGGGCGUCACCAUCAACGCCAGCGUGA
Molecule: messenger RNA, 2286 nt
Organism: Aspergillus uvarum CBS 121591
Lineage: Eukaryota; Fungi; Ascomycota; Eurotiomycetes; Eurotiales; Aspergillaceae
Product: glycoside hydrolase family 71 protein
Exons: 2
Coding region: 1-2286 (761 amino acids)
Biological process (GO): mating projection tip cell wall disassembly
Molecular function (GO): glucan endo-1,3-alpha-glucosidase activity
Source: RefSeq, a predicted model, not a curated record